Rotaria sp. Silwood2 is the source of this 648-nucleotide messenger RNA. Lineage: Eukaryota; Metazoa; Rotifera; Eurotatoria; Philodinida; Philodinidae. The record is from the annotation of a GenBank genome assembly.
AUGGCUCGUGAAGAUGAAUAUGACUACCUAUUUAAAGUGGUGCUUAUCGGAGAUUCAGGUGUUGGAAAGAGUAAUUUAUUAUCACGCUUUACUCGAAAUGAAUUUAAUUUAGAAAGUAAAAGCACCAUUGGUGUCGAAUUCGCUACACGAAGUAUUCAAGUUGAUAAAAAAACAAUCAAAGCACAAAUAUGGGAUACAGCUGGGCAAGAACGGUAUCGUGCAAUAACUAGUGCAUACUAUCGUGGAGCAGUUGGUGCUUUACUUGUUUAUGAUAUAAGUAAACAUAGUACAUAUGAAAAUGUUGAAAGAUGGUUAAAAGAAUUACGUGAUCAUGCCGAUUCAAAUAUUGUUAUUUCACUGGUAGGUAAUAAAUCUGAUUUACGACAUUUACGUUCGGUACCAAGUGAUGAAGCUAAAGCGUUUGCUGAAAAAAAUGGUAUUUCAUUUAUUGAAACAUCAGCUUUAGAUUCGACAAACGUUGAACAAGCAUUCCACACAAUACUUACAGAAAUUUAUCGUAUUGUUUCUCAACGUCAAAUUCAAGAUCAAAUUGGACAUUCAGGUAUGAGUGGAGGAAAUCCAACACCUGUUCCAAUUAAACUUCGUCCAACAGAUUCUGACUUUAAGAAUGGAUCAUGUUGUUCUUAG